CUCAGCCGUGUCUCGCGAUGUUUUUUGUUUUCAUUGAUUUGAAACAUGGCGUCUGAAGUAGAGGCGGGUAGCGCUGCUGCAACCGAACCGGAGACCGGAGAAGGGGAUGCUGCAUUUGGGGAAAUACCCAUGAGCAUGGAUACUGAAUCUUCAAAUGGCAAAGAGGGAAUGGAGACUGCAGGUGAGGGCUCAGAGGCCGCGGACGCUCUGACGGGAUCAGGAGAUGAGGAGAGUGGGAGGCAGCUGGGGGAGGUGGAGCUGCAGUGUGCUUUGUGUAUGAAGUGGUUCACUGCGGACACGUUUGGCAUUGACACUGUGACCUGUCUUCCUUUUAUGACCAAUUAUGUGUUUCACUGCAACGUGUGCCACCACAGCGGUAACACAUACUUCCUCAGGAAACAAGCAAACCUGAAGGAGAUGUGCCUCACAGCCCUGGCAAACCUCACAUGGAGAUCCAGGACGCAAGACGAGCACCCAAAGACCAUGUUCUCUAAAGACAAGGAUAUCAUACCGUUCAUCGACAAGUACUGGGAGUGCAUGACGACUCGUCAGAGACCGGGGAAGCUCACCUGGCCCAACAACAUAGUGAAGACAAUGAGUAAAGAGCGAGAUGUUUUUCUGGUGAAGGAACACCCUGACCCCGGCAGUAAAGACCCAGAGGAGGAGUACCCCAAGUUUGGCCUGUUGGACCAGGACCUUGGAAACAUCGGACCGUCGUACGACACACAGAAACAGACCACUGCUACUCCCACGGCUGGUGGCCUCAAUGGUGGAUCUUCUUUCUCAGGUGCUUUGGCCCCCGGCCCGGGAAAAGGACGAGGAGCCAAACGUAAGCAGCAGCAGCAGCAGGAGGGAACAGCUGCAGGGGCCACGAAGAGAACCCGCAGCGACCCUCUGUUCUCGGCCCAGCGUCUGCCUCCUCACGGUUACCCGCUGGAGCACCCCUUUAACAAAGAUGGCUACCGUUACAUCCUGGCAGAACCGGACCCCCACGCCCCAGACCCGGAGAAGCUGGAGCUGGACUGCUGGGCCGGCAAACCCAUCCCUGGUGAUCUGUACAGGGCCUGUCUGUAUGAGAGGGUGCUGCUGGCGUUACAUGACAGAGCGCCUCAGCUGAAGAUCUCCGACGACCGUCUGACGGUGACGGGAGAGAAGGGUUACUCCAUGGUGCGAGCCUCCCACGGCGUCCGGAAAGGCUCCUGGUACUUCGAGGUCUCUGUCGAGGAAAUGCCAUCGGAGACGGCGGCCCGGCUCGGCUGGUCUCAACCGCUCGGUAACCUGCAGGCGCCUCUGGGUUACGACAAGUUCAGCUACUCGUGGCGCAGUAAGAAGGGCACGCGCUUCCACCAGUCCAUAGGAAAGCAUUAUUCCUCCGGGUACGGUCAGGGAGACACGCUGGGCUUCUUCAUAGAGCUGCCCGACGGCACAGAGACGGCCAAGGCUCUGCCCGAUACGUACAAGGACAAGGCGCUAAUCAAGUUCAAGAGCUACCUGUACUUUGAGGAGAAGGACUACGUGGACAAAGCAGAGAAAAGCCUCAAGUCCACCACCCCCAGCAGGAUGAUAUUCUAUAAAAACGGAGUGAGCCAAGGUGUUGCAUUUGAAAACCUGUUUGAAGGCAUGUACUUCCCUGCAAUCUCACUCUACAAGAGCUGCACGGUGUCAGUUAAUUUCGGGCCACAUUUCAAACACCCUCCGAAGGACGUCAAGUUCCAGCCGAUGAGCGACAUGGGCUGGGGAGCCGUGAUCGAGCACACGCUGGCUGAUAUGCUGUACCACGUGGAGACGGAGGUGGACGGACGACGCAGCCCUCCGUGGGAAGGAUGAACGCGGCUUGAAUCAGUACGCACACGCCCGCCAGUAAAAACACCGUUCCUCCUUCAGACAGUGAAAUGAAAACACAACACGCUGCAGUAAAAACCUCUCGGUCCACGGCUGAUUCUGACUCCUGCGAUAUUAGUAUUUCCUGACAGGAAGUUAAAACCUAAUGAAUCCUUUAAAGGACGGCUGCGUAUCAUCAUUUGACUUCCCACCCUGAACAUUUAACAACUGAAUCAGCUCAUUUUUGGUGCUCUGCUUUGAAAUGUGUAUAUUUUGAAGUUAUUGUUCUGUAGAGAACCUGACAGGACGUCCGGUCGUGUUCUGCCUCUGAUGUUCUGCGUAGAGUUGCGGCCAAUCGAACCCACUUCAACAUUUCUGUAGACAACAGUUGAUCCUCCACUCUUUAGUGUGUUCUGUCUUUUUUCUAAUUUUAUUUGUUUUACAACAUGUCUUGGUUAUUUACUGUUUUAUACUCUGGGUUAAAUAAAAAAAAAUGCUACACGGACAAA
This is a messenger RNA of Seriola aureovittata, 2330 nucleotides long. RefSeq names its product ash2 like, histone lysine methyltransferase complex subunit (gene ash2l). The transcript has 17 exons. Bases 46 to 1827 code for a protein of 593 amino acids. The record is from RefSeq and is a predicted model, not a curated record. Gene Ontology annotation, molecular function: transcription cis-regulatory region binding; protein binding. NCBI's taxonomy places the organism in Eukaryota, Metazoa, Chordata, Actinopteri, Carangiformes, Carangidae. Gene Ontology annotation, cellular component: Set1C/COMPASS complex.